CCGUCGCUAGUGCUUCUCUUUUCCAUUGUUAUACAAAAGACGCAUCGCUCUGUGCACACCGAGGACAAGCCCCUCUCUCCAGACAGGAGCGGUCCUGUCACUCCCAACGUAUCUACGGAUUCUGCCUGAAGAUGUGAGAACAAAGUUGUGUCCAUUACAACUUCACUGAAAGACAUGGAAUCUCUUGUUGGUUUCAGUGUCUCCCUACUUGUGUAUAGCGUUGUGGUGGUCUCUGCUCUUCCACUACUUGACACAGGGGUAGCACCCACAUUUACAUUACCACAACAAAUUUCUGGACGUCAAAAUGGAGUGCCCAAAGGGAGGUCUGUCUCAGAAUCUAAGGAGAUUGAGGGAAAUAUGCAAAAUAAAGAAACACAUUUCCCAUACACUGUUGCUGUUGUUGCUCCUGUACAAAUGAUGGCUGAAAUGAACAGUGGGGGAAGGGAGCAUGGUGCUGGAUACGAGAAGAUGUCUCACAGUGUGGAGUCUCAGAUGAAAGGACUCCAGACUGGCAGUCCUGGAAGCUCUGUGAAAGUAAAGGGCAAUAACCACAGAAGGGCACAAAGACCCACUAAUGACCCAACAUCACUUCACCUAGAGAAGCCAAGAGUGCCAGUCAGCCCUCACAGGAAUGUAGUGGCAAUGCCUCCAGUUAUGACUUUAGUUAAUCAAACUCUUAAACUCAAGGACAAAGUUUUAAGCUCUUCUGAUCUGAAGGCCUCUGCUGAGAGAACUCGACCUCAUAAAGCUGGAAGUCUAAAUCAUUUGGCACCUCAAAAAGAAGAAGAUGGAGACAUGUCUAAUGAGGAUGGAGAGACUGAGAGGCUGCAAAAUCCAUUCAUGAUCACUAGAUUAAAGCAUACAACUCCAGAAGUUGGUUCAAAAGCUUUCAGAGGCCCUGAAGAUGUCCUAGAAUUACGUGCAGAGGGUGUUAAGUCCGGUAAAAGGCGAAGAGCCAGUGUCAUUGCUGGGGAUGCCAUGGAGAAAGCCACUUUGAUAUAUGCCACUGAGGAACCCAAGAUGAUAAGCGAAGCAGUCAGUUCAGUGGAGCAGAAAAGUAGCCCUUUCAUAGGGGCAACAGAAGUGAAGCCAAAUUCAACAAUAAUUGAUUCCAGUCAGACAAUCACAAAGGCGUCAGAAGGUCCGAUCACCUCCCCGGAGAGAAGCCAGACAGAUGUAGUGCGGAACCCUUCAAGAAGAAAAUCUUUAAUGAAGGAGAAAAGCAGAGAUGUUUUUGUAAACCUUGACAGUCUUGACAGAACCAAGAUUGCCUUGCCAGAGACUGAAGUGGGAACAUCCAGAGAGACACGGAAUGAAGGAGAGAAAUGGUCAUCGAAGGAGGGCAUGGGCAUGAAUUCAAAGAAUACCAGCAUGACAGACAACUCACUCAACAGAACUCAGGUGUCAAGCAGAACAGAAAAUAAAGAGGCUAUAGUCCUGUCCAAGGAAAUGCCAGAAGACAGAAAGGAAGUCCAGACUGCCAUCACAAGCCCAAGCUUUCUGACACGAAACAGUUUGUUAUUGACUACAACAGUCAAUGAGCCUAUGGUUUCUUUCACUGAAAUGAAAACAAGCGUCCCUAAGCUUGAAGAGAACAUGCAAGCAAAAACACCUUCAGAUGACUUUAAUGACUUGAAAAGUGAGAACAUCUAUCCUACCUCAAAUCCAGUUGGCCCAGACAUCCCAGAAGGCAUGACGCUGUCCUCUCAGAGCCCAUGGAUGGAAACAAAUGGGUCUUCUUAUACACCAGUGUCAGAAUCCACCAGUUCAGCAAAGAGUGCCCAUUCCAAACUGCUGCCAAACACAAGUCAAGGACUGAAAAGUAAAACUGAAAAGGAUAACACUGUGCACAGCAAAAUUGUGGCGCCCUCUUCAGAGGACGUGCAGGUAUCACUGCCAGCAUUCAAUGUAACCCAGCUCCCUGGAGCUCAGCAUCUGACCACAUCCCUCACUGAAAGACCUGUGCCCUCACAACUGGACUUAAUUACACCCAUAACAGCAGCCUUGUAUCUAUCAGAUAGCAGCAAUCCACCUAAUGUAACCAGAUCCUUUUUACAGAAGGACAGAAACACUCAUCCCUCAAAAACCUCUGAACCAAAUUUUAGUGAACUUCCAAUCAAUUUACCUUCUCCAGAAACACCAGGACCCUUGGAUCUGGAUCUUAGUUCACACCCUUUUGAAGUUAUAGAGCCAUCAGAUUUGGAUCUUCAAGCAUUCUCCUCUGAAACACAAGACAUAGAAGAUCUGGAUCUCAGAACACUGCCAUUUGAAACCCCCGAGUUAACAGAUCUAGAUAUGAGUACUCCUCCUUCUGAAAUUCCAGGGAUGUCAGACCUUGACCUAGCUGUAUCUGAAGUCCCAGAGCUGUAUGAUUCUGACCGCACAGUGCACUCCUCAGAUGCACUGGAGAUAUCUGAUCUAGACCUCAGUACUCCAUCUUCUUAUUUAACUGAUAUCCCCAAACUAGACCUCAGCACAACACCCUCUGACAUGUUGGAGGAGCUCAGCAUCCUCCCCUCAGAUACACCAGAGGUCUCCAGUGUUGACCCUGGCUUACUUCUUUCUGAUACACCCGAAGACCCUAAUGAAGACUCCAGUGUAUCCCACCCUGAUAAUCCACAGUUCUCUGAUAUGGAUCUUGGCACAGCUUCUCCUGAUACAUCAGAGUCAUCGUAUGUAGAUCAAAGGGCACCAUCUUCAGAAACAAUGGAGGCAUCUGAGCUGAACCUUAGCACACCAUCCCCUGAGACACCAGAAACCACCCCUAAGGAGAACCUGUCUUUAUCUCCUUCCAAAAUCUCAUCUCUAGGUCAGGAGGAAGAUGUAGAUUUUCAGCCACCAGUCAGAUUCUCCUCUCCUUCUUCUUUACCACCAUCUAGUGAAACAACAUUCUUUUCAAAGGAUCCUGAAAAAUCCUAUGAAACAUCCAUUCUGCCAACUGUGUCUAUACUGGUAGCAGACACCAUUCCAGCAUCUAUACAACCAAGGCUGUCCUGGAUAUCCACCACACAUUCUGAAACAGGAGACACCCAAACUUCUAACAAAACCGCUUCUGUCAGCAUGCAGACUCACCACCCUGUGAUUUCUAGCAGCAGGCAUUCGGGAAGCCUGGUUAGUCGGCUGCGGCCCCCUCCUGAAACUGGACUGGAGGAUCUGGAGAAACUGGAGUCUGAAGAGGAGCAUGACAGUGAGGAAAGAGAUGAAGAGGAAGAAGAGGAGGAGGCAGAAGACACACCUGAAUCUGAUGAAGAUGAGAGUCAGGAGGAUGACUUGGAGAUGUUUGCUGUGACCCUUGUCACAGCCUCCCUGAGCCAAACUCCGUAUCACCUUCCUGCUGGGAAUGACUGGGCACAGCGCAACCAGGGUCUCGUGCAAAGCUUGGUGGAGAAAAUCCGAGACAAGGUAGGUCUUACUUCUGUUACCAUACAGUGUACCCCAAAGGUCUGAAUGCUGUAGUGAUUAUUGACUCUUAAAG
This is a messenger RNA of Erpetoichthys calabaricus (reedfish), 3475 nucleotides long. RefSeq lists its product as uncharacterized. The record is from RefSeq and is a predicted model, not a curated record. The transcript has 6 exons. NCBI's taxonomy places the organism in Eukaryota, Metazoa, Chordata, Cladistia, Polypteriformes, Polypteridae. The coding region runs from base 175 to 3447 and encodes 1090 amino acids.